Molecule: messenger RNA, 1903 nt
Organism: Rhinichthys klamathensis goyatoka
Lineage: Eukaryota; Metazoa; Chordata; Actinopteri; Cypriniformes; Leuciscidae
Gene: msto1
Product: misato mitochondrial distribution and morphology regulator 1
Exons: 14
Coding region: 123-1892 (589 amino acids)
Biological process (GO): mitochondrion distribution
Cellular component (GO): cytoplasm
Source: RefSeq, a predicted model, not a curated record
GUGCACACACGCGGAAGUUCGUCUGAACCUGCGACAGUGUGUUUUCUGAGCUUAUAAUGAGUAAUAUCAUGUUCACUUUCACUAAACUGAUGCUUAAGAUGUUUUAAUAUUUAAAGGGCAACAUGAGCGGUAUGUGCAGGGAGGUAGUUACACUCCAGCUGGGACAUUAUUCCAACUUUGUCGGGACACAUUGGUGGAAUUUACAGGAUGCGGGUCUGGUUUAUGACGCGGUGGAGCCGGCGGGUGAGCUUCAGAGUGACGUGAUGUUCAGAGAGGGUCAAACGCUGGGUGGUCAUGUGACAUACACACCUCGACUCAUCGCCAUGGACCUCAAAGGAAGUCUUCAGACGCUGAGGAAGCAGGGCAGUCUGUACGACACGGAGAACGAGGACACCAUCUCCACAUGGGAAGGAGAGAUUAUGACCCACAAAGAAAGUCCUCCCACCAAAAACCCUUUCCUACAGGAUCUCGACAAUAUAGAUACGGGAGGUUUACCAGCAGAUCCAGGUUUCGCGUGUCCUUCCUCUGCGGUGGAUCGCAGCUCAGGAGCGAGCGUUGCCGUGGCGACGGUGAACAGCAGUCUGGAGCGCCUACAGAAGGCCUAUAGGCUGGAGGGGAGCGUGAGGGUGUGGUCAGACUUCCUGAGGAUACACCUCCACCCGCGCACCGUCGCCGUCAUUAACCAGUACAACCAUGACGGUGAAUCUGAGCGUCUGGAAGCGUUCGGCCAGGGGGAGGCGCUCUUACAGGGUCCAUUUCUGGAGGAUCUGGAGGAUCGACUGCACUUCUUCGUGGAGGAGUGUGACUAUCUGCAGGGUUUCCAGGUGUUGUGUGACCUUGCUGACGGCUUCUCGGGCUUGGGGUCAAAGGUCACAGAGUUGUUGCAGGACUCUUACGGAGGCCGUGGCAUCCUCACCUGGGGCGUGGCACCUGUCAAUCACCCAGACACGAGCUCUGUACUGGACUUGUACCACAUGCUGAACUGUGCGUUGGGGACGCUGCACAUGGCCAAUCACAGCUCUUUCUUCUGCCCUUUGACCCUGAGAGGCGGACUGGGCAGACGUCCCCCGCCGCCCACUGCUUUCCCGCUGCUCAACUGUGACCCGGCGCUGUGGUUCCACUCCGGCUCAGUGCUGGCUCUGGCUCUGGACUGCAUGACGGUGCCGUAUAGGUUGGGAACGGGCGGUUCAGUGAUGUGGCAGCUGUCGGACGCCCUGACCGCCUCGGGGAGGAAGGUGGUUUCAGCGUAUGGCUCGGUGCCGUUUCCCAUGAUGCACGGCAGCUGCCUCCCUGAGGCUCUGGAUGCCUUUUCGGAUGCGUUACCGUGGAAACCCCUUUCAGCGUGUCCUGAGCUCGGCGACGGGCGCUGUUUCGGCCAAUCGGUGACUCUGAGAGGUUUAGACGGGCAGAGGUUAGUCAGUGCUGUUCUCCCGGGUGUGGAGCCGCCCAGUCCUCUGCACUACGAGUGCUCUGGAGAAGACGUGCUGGCGACGUACGUCAGGUCACGUUACCCAUCAUCCCCUCUGGCGGUGCAGCUGCUGUCCAGUCCCAGUAAACUCACGCCUCCGUUCCCACAGAUCUUCAGUCCGGCUCUGGGUCCGCAGGGCUUCCUCCAGAACCAGUCUGAUCCCGCUGACACCGGCUCUCAGCGGGUCUCCGGUGUCCCGGUGCUGACGAGUCUCCAGUCGGGUCCUGCCGUGGGUCUCCAGCUGUCUGAGCUGCAGAAGAUGUGUUCAGCGCUGGACCUGCGGCGCGUCACCCCGAGCUUCCUCUCGCACGGGCCCGAGUUCAGCGAGCUCAGUGAGUCCCUGGAGCAGCUCCGCAACCUCGCGCUCUGCUACCGCCAGGACCGCUCGCGCUCUUCCUCCGACGAGGACGACGAGGACAACUGAGGGAUGCUCUU